AAAUGUCAAAUCAGUAGUGAUGUGUCCAGUAGUAAAAGCAGCAGUUUCGAAUUUUAAUUCUCGAAGCAAAAAUUAAAUUAAGAAUUCCAUCAUGCAUCUUUAGAAUCUAUGUACAAAUGUGUCUUUCAAUUGUGAAUCUUACCCAUCUCAAGCGAUCACAACAACACCAUGGAGGCCCUUUACUUCCAAACCAAUAGCCUGAUCCAGGAAACGCAGCAAUGUUUCCAACAACUGAGCAGCGUACGUGUCGACUCGGUUGCCGUCGAAGCCGACAUCCAAACAAAACUGGCCACAGUGAAUGCAAACUGCGACCGAUUAGACGUCCUGUUGUACAAGGUUCCGGUUGCCCAGCGGCAGAAUGCCAAGAUGCGGGUCGAUCAGCUCAAGUACGACGUUCGACACUUGCAAGCGGCUUUGAAACUGUAUCAGGACAAGAAGGCUCGCAAGGAGAUGGAGCUGGCCGAACGGGAGAGCUUGCUAAAUAAACGGUUCACGUCCAACUCGGAAACGUCUAUCGAUAUUGAUUACUCACUGCAGCAUCACAACUCGAUGCAGAAUGCGCACCGAGGGGUAGACGAAAUGCUCUGGACCGGAUCGAACAUACUGGACGGGCUGAGGAACCAGCGGGAAACGUUGAAGGGGGCCAAGAAGCGGAUCCUGGACGUGGGCAACACUCUGGGGCUUUCGAAUCAGACUAUGAAGAUGAUCGAACGGCGGCUGGUCGAGGACAAGUACGUGAUGAUCGGAGGAAUGAUUGUGACACUGUUGAUUAUUGUACUGGUUAUUUACUUUUUUGUAUUUUAAAGCUAAACGAUUCACGCCUGAUGCCUGUAAUACAUUAAUAUUAGGUUUACACACAGUUUAA
Molecule: messenger RNA, 865 nt
Organism: Aedes albopictus (Asian tiger mosquito)
Lineage: Eukaryota; Metazoa; Arthropoda; Insecta; Diptera; Culicidae
Gene: Membrin
Product: probable Golgi SNAP receptor complex member 2
Exons: 2
Coding region: 169-804 (211 amino acids)
Biological process (GO): vesicle-mediated transport; vesicle fusion
Cellular component (GO): endoplasmic reticulum membrane; SNARE complex; ER to Golgi transport vesicle membrane
Molecular function (GO): SNARE binding; SNAP receptor activity
Source: RefSeq, a predicted model, not a curated record